This is a messenger RNA of Parastagonospora nodorum SN15, 591 nucleotides long. RefSeq lists its product as hypothetical. Gene Ontology annotation, cellular component: cytoplasm. The coding region runs from base 1 to 591 and encodes 196 amino acids. Gene Ontology annotation, biological process: import into nucleus. Lineage: Eukaryota; Fungi; Ascomycota; Dothideomycetes; Pleosporales; Phaeosphaeriaceae. The record is from RefSeq and is a predicted model, not a curated record. The transcript is spliced from 2 exons.
AUGACCACAGCAGUCCUCGCAGGCAGCACCGGCCAAGUCGGCUCCUCAAUCCUCACCCUCCUUCUCGCGCACCCAAACUUCACCUCCAUCCACGCCUACACCCGCAAACCACUCUCCAACCCCGACCCCUCCUCCAAACUCACACCGAUAACCUCCACCGACCCAUCCUCAUGGCCCUCGCUCUUCCCACGCACGCCCACCCCGAAGAUAAUGUUCUCGGGCCUAGCAACCACGCGCGACGCCGCCGGCGGCUUCGACAACCAGCGCAAGAUCGACUACGACUUGAACCUGGACUUGGCCAAAGCAGCCAAAGACGCCGGCGUCGAGACUUACGUCCUGAUCUCCGCGGCGGGCGCGAGUGCCAAGUCGCCGUUCGCGUAUGUCAAGAUGAAAGGCGAACUGGAAGACAGCAUCAAAGCGCUGGGCUUCAAGCACACGGUGUUUGUGAAGCCGGGUUUCAUCGCGGGCGAGCGGAGUAAUCGGAAAGUCGGCGUGGCGGAGAUGGGGCUGAGGUGGUUGGCGCAGGGCAUGGGGGGCUGUGGCGCCGGGGUUGAAGAAUGUGUGGGCGCAGGAUGGGGAGACGAUUGCUAG